AUGUCUCUUCCAAACAUUUCCCGUGAAUAUCGCAGCCAGGGUGAUGGCCACCAGAACUUGAAGCUUCAAUCAGUGACUCUCUCGAAGCCGAAGGCUACCGAGGUGACCAUCAAAAUCCACGCUGUCUCUCUGCAGUACCGUGACCUAAUGGUCUCCAAAGGAAUCUACCCACAGCAAAAGUUUGACAUUGUUCCUUGCUCUGAUGGUGCAGGGGAGAUUGUUGCACUUGGGCAAGAUGUCAAGGGAUGGAAAGUUGGAGAUCGUGUCUGCCCUAACUUUGCAGUGGAUCACAUUCAUGGCGACGUCACUGAAGCCAUCAAGUUAACUGGACUUGGUGGUCAUAUCGAUGGCGUGCUUCGGGAGUACAUCAAUGUCCCAGUUCACUCAUUGGUCCGCAUCCCAGACCAUCUUUCAUAUGAACAAGGGUCGACUCUUCCAUGCGCCGCCUUGACAGCUUAUAAUGCUUUGCUUGGACCCGUCCCGAUCAAAGGCGGAGACUACGUCCUCGUUCUUGGUACUGGCGGUGUAUCGAUAUUCGGCGCCCAAUUUGCCCUUGCUUCUGGCGCGACCGUCAUCGUGACAUCAUCUUCGGAUGAAAAAUUGCAAAAUGCGAAGAAACUAGGUGUGCAGCACACCAUCAACUACAAGAAGAACGAUAAAUGGGACGAAGAAAUCUUGAAUAUUACUGGCGGCCGUGGGGUUGACCACAUUAUCGAAGUCGGAGGGCCUAACACCAUGCUGAAGUGUAUUAACGCCGUACGCUAUGCAGGCUGGAUCCAUAUCAUCGGCUUCGUAUCCGGGGGUGACAACGGCAUUCCUGUAGGGCUUGCCAUCAUGAAAGCAAUCACUUUCCGCGGAAUUUUGAUUGGCUCUGUCAAACAGUUUGAGGACAUGAACCGAUUCGUUACAGCGCGUACAAUCCGCCCAGUGAUAGACAAAGUCUUUCCCUUCGAGGAGGCUACUGAGGCAUAUGCGUACCUCGAGAGCCAGAAGCAUGUUGGAAAGGUGGUGAUAAAAUUGGCGUGA
This is a messenger RNA of Suillus clintonianus, 1026 nucleotides long. RefSeq lists its product as uncharacterized. The transcript has 11 exons. The record is from RefSeq and is a predicted model, not a curated record. Lineage: Eukaryota; Fungi; Basidiomycota; Agaricomycetes; Boletales; Suillaceae. The coding region runs from base 1 to 1026 and encodes 341 amino acids. Gene Ontology annotation, molecular function: oxidoreductase activity.